UUUAAGCCAGAAUAGUCCCCUUUCAGGUAUUACGAGGGAGGACGAAUAUUCGCAGCAAAGCUCUUACUAAAGCCUCUCGGCUGAUGAAUUCUCAAGCUGUGAAAACCCAUCUUCUUAGGAAAAUGCCUGACAUCCUAUGUUUUGUAUGCCUUGUGCUUGUGCUCUGGAAAGCUAGCUGCCUCUUUUUUAGGGCUAAGCGCCGCCGUUACCUGGCCUCCCUCUGUCCGACAGAGGACGCCCUGCUUCUCUACAAGCUCACCAAUUAUGUCGAAUUCGGCUUUCUCUCCCACAAAGCUCUUGAAUUCGCACUCUUCAGGACCUUCGCCAUUCCCUCCAUUUCCAAAUUGUUACACUCUACUCAACAAUUCUGCCCGAGCAGUAUCCUCAAACGCUAUGAUGACACAGACAUUCUGACCCAGGAAUUCGUUCUGCAUCAUGUCGACAGUCACAGGGGCUCUCUUGCCCUUCAACGCCUCAAUUUCAUUCACGCCCACUACAACAUCUCUAACGCUGAUUUGCUCUAUACUCUUUCUCUCUUCGUCCUGGAGCCCAUCAGAUUUACCGCCAAGUUUGGUUACAGAAAUUGGACGGAAGGGGAGAAACAGGCGCAAUUUGUAGUGUGGCAUGACAUAGGAAAGCGCAUGGGCAUUAAGCACAUCCCACAGAAUUUGGAGGAACUGGAGGCGUUUAGCAGGCGAUACGAGGCCCAAAAGAUGGUGUAUUCAGAAUCGAACAGAGUGAUUGGGGAUGCCACGCUUGAUCUGCUAUUGUCAAAGGUGCCGGUGUCGUUCCGCCCAUUUGCCAGACGGGUUGCGUAUGCUCUGUUUGAUGAGAGACUUGCAAAGGCAAUGGGUUAUCCUCUUCAGCCCUACUGGGUGGUGUGGAGCGUGGAAAGCAUUGUAAGGCUGUGCGGGGGCUCAUUUGUUCGGUGGUGUUUGCCACCAAGGCCAAUCCAUUGGUCAACAGAGAGGAUUCAAUUGCAAGAGACAGAGGAAAAGCAGGAGGUAUAUAAACUGAGAUACGAUGAGUACAAACCGUGCAUAUAUCCGAAUGGGUAUAAAAUUGCGGAGGUGGGAAAUGCACCAGGAGGGAAAGUGGGCAAGAGCGGCCAGGGAAGCUUGUUAUGCCCCUUACCAUGGCUUUCUCAAAACAAGAUUUCCUGAACUCAGAUUGCCUGCGAAUGUACUGUAAUUUGUAGGCAAUAUUUAUGUGGGAGCUUUAUCUUCCUACUCAAAAACAUGCUCGGCUCCUCCAUGUGUUUUAUUUUUUUUCAGUUAGAUUAUUUUAUUUAACCAUUUUGCUAUUACAGCUCAAACUGAAUAAAUGAAAGUAUUUAUCGUGUA
Molecule: messenger RNA, 1343 nt
Organism: Cryptomeria japonica (Japanese cedar)
Lineage: Eukaryota; Viridiplantae; Streptophyta; Pinopsida; Cupressales; Cupressaceae
Product: ER-bound oxygenase mpaB
Exons: 2
Coding region: 84-1163 (359 amino acids)
Molecular function (GO): oxidoreductase activity
Source: RefSeq, a predicted model, not a curated record